Molecule: messenger RNA, 1740 nt
Organism: Myiozetetes cayanensis
Lineage: Eukaryota; Metazoa; Chordata; Aves; Passeriformes; Tyrannidae
Gene: CD93
Product: CD93 molecule
Exons: 1
Coding region: 19-1740 (573 amino acids)
Molecular function (GO): calcium ion binding
Source: RefSeq, a predicted model, not a curated record
GUCCGUCCAGCCACUGGGAUGGCUGUGGCUCGGCUGCUGCUGCUGGUGCUGGUGCUGGCGGUGCCGGGCUGUGGCGGGGAGGAGGUGGAGGUGGUGUGUGCCGACAACGCCUGCUACACCCUGCACCGGGAUGAGAUGGGCUGGAAGGGCGCCCAGGAGCGCUGCCGGCACAACGGCGGCAACCUGGCCAGCGUGGGCAGCCCUGGCGAGGCCAUGCGGCUGCAGGAGCUGCUGGAGGUGGCCGGGGGGCACGGACCGGCCUGGAUCGGGCUGUGGCUGCAGCGGGGGCACUGCGUGCAGCCGCAGGAGCCGCUGCGGGGAUUCUCCUGGGUGGCCGGCGGGGAGCCCGGCAACUUCUCGGCGUGGGCGUCGGAGCCGUCGAUGACCUGCACGAGCGCCCGCUGCGCCAGCCUGCGGCCCCACGGGCCCCACGGCCCCGCAGGCUGGGCCGACCGGCCCUGCCGCCUCCCGCUGCCCGCCUUCCUCUGCAAGUUCAGCUUCCAGGGAAUGUGCGGCCUCCUGCCGCUGGCCGGGCCCGGCCGGGUCACCUACACCACCCCCUUCGGGGUGCGCAGCUCCCGGCUGGCGGCAGCUCCCUUCGGCACCUUGGCGGAGGUGGACUGCGAGGGGGGCCGGAGCCCGGCCUUCGCCGUCUGCAAGGGGCAGCUGGACGGAGGGGGCUUCGCCUGGGACCCCCCCGGGCCCCUGUGCCCCGUGGCCUGCGCCCACCGCAACGGGGGCUGCCAGCACCGCUGCCUGGAGGUGCCCGGGGAGCCCCCGCGCUGCUCCUGCCACCCCGGCUACUCCCUGGCUGCCGACAUGGCCUCCUGCGUGCCCGAGGAUUCCUGCCAUCCCAACCCCUGCCAGGGCACCUGCCGGGCCCGUCCCGGCGGCUUUGAGUGCGGCUGCGAGGCCGGAUACGCCCUGGCCCCCGACGGCCGGAGCUGCCUGGACGUGGAUGAGUGUCUGUCCGGGCCGUGCCAGCACCAGUGUCACAACACUCCCGGGGGCUUCGUGUGCCUGUGCCCGCCCGGCUACCACCCGGCGGGGCCGGGUGGCCUCCACUGCCACGACCUGGACGAGUGUGCCCAGCCCGGGGUGUGCCCGCAGCUCUGCAUCAACGUCCCCGGCUCCUUCCGCUGCGCCUGCCGGCCCGGCUACCAGCGCCAGCCGGGCGGGGAUUCCUGCCUGGAUGUGGACGAGUGCCUGCGGGAUCCCUGCCCCGGGCCCUGCCGCAACCUGCCCGGGAGCUACGAGUGCGUGUGCCCGCCCGGCUUCCUCCCGGAGGAGGAGGAGGAGGGGGGACGCGGCUGCCGCCCCGCAGCCACCGCCGGAGAGGAGCCCGCGGAGGUCUCCGACAGCCCGCCGGGGACCACCGGCGCCCCGCGGAGCACGGGCCCCUCGUGGGCCGCCAGCACCCCGCGCAGCACGGGCCCCUCGUGGACCGCGAGCAUCCCACGGACUCGGGGAAUCCCCGCCGGGGCGACGCCAGCGGCGCCCACGGCGGAGGGUCCGGCCCCCGGCUCCGAGCACAGCGCCGACGGCCCCCGGCUGCUCCUCUACUACAUCCUGGGCAGCCUGGUGGCCAUCCUGCUCCUGCUGGCCUUCGCCCUGGCCCUCGUGGCUUGCAGGAGGAGGGCCGCCAAGAAGGAGAAGCGGCCGGCCAAGAGCGCGGCGGAUAAUUAUUGCUGGGUGCCCGAGCAGCCCGAGAGCCGCGGGCAGGGCGGGGAGCGCAGGUAG